Necator americanus (New World hookworm) is the source of this 279-nucleotide messenger RNA. RefSeq lists its product as uncharacterized. Bases 1 to 279 code for a protein of 92 amino acids. The transcript has 3 exons. The record is from RefSeq and is a predicted model, not a curated record. NCBI's taxonomy places the organism in Eukaryota, Metazoa, Nematoda, Chromadorea, Rhabditida, Ancylostomatidae.
AUGCACGAAUUCGUCAGAUUAAUCAACGCGUUUCUCGAAAUAAAGACGGCGGUAAGAGUGGCAUCGAGUACCCAGGAGAAGACAUGGUCUGUCAACUUGGCUCAUAAAGUGGCUAUAUCCAAUGGGUACCUGGAGACUGUAAGUCGACAAGCGCGACAUCCUCCCCAGCACGAUCCAGCGUAUUGGAUGGCCCAGAAAAGAUCCCCGUUCUGUCUACCUUACAUAUCUGAUGAUGUUGUGGGCAUUGAUGAUGUGCUGGACGACAGCACGUUGUUGUAA